Mustela erminea (ermine) is the source of this 688-nucleotide messenger RNA. RefSeq names its product keratin-associated protein 4-12-like. Bases 1 to 498 code for a protein of 165 amino acids. The record is from RefSeq and is a predicted model, not a curated record. Gene Ontology annotation, cellular component: keratin filament. Lineage: Eukaryota; Metazoa; Chordata; Mammalia; Carnivora; Mustelidae. The transcript has a single exon.
AUGGUCAACUCCUGUUGUGGCUCCGUCUGCUCUGAACAGGGCUGUGGCAAGGAGACCUGUUGCUGCCCCAGCUGCUGCCAGACCACCUGCUGCAGGACCACCUGCUGCCGCCCCACCUGCUGUGUGUCCAGCUGCUGCCAGCCCUCGUGCUGUGGUUCCAGCUGCUGCAGGCCCAGCUGCUGCAGGCCCAGCUGCUGCAUUUCCAGCUGCUGUCGCCCCUCCUGCUGUGGCUCCAGCUGCGGUGGCUCCAGCUGCUGUGGCACUAGCUGCUGCCGCCCCUCCUGCUGCAUUUCUAGCUGCUGCCGCCCCUCCUGCUGUGGCUCCAGCUGCGGCUCCAGCUGUGGUGGCUCCAGCUGCUGCUGCCCCUCCUGCUGUUGCCCCUCCUGCUGCCUGCGCCCAGUCUGUGGCCAGGUCUCCUGCCACACCACUUGCUAUCGCCCCACCUGUGUCAUCUCCACCUGCCCCCGCCCCAUGUGCUGUGCCUCCUCUUGCUGCUGAGACCUUUCCCUGUGACAACCACCGACUUUGUUUACCUCUGUCCCACAUUUGUAGACCCUCCCUUUGUGCUUUUUAAAUACAUGGAGUGGAAAUGAUGCUGCUCAACUGAAUUGGGCCUUGAUUCCAUGGAGGAACCAAUCACACUGUUGAAGAAGAUGGAUGUGGCAUGGAGCUUGCUUACAGUUGCUUA